UAUUUGUAUUGCAAAAUACUUCCACCUUUCAGAUGGCGUCAAACCAAACGUCAUUCUAGUCAUUUUUGUCAUUGGUUGUGACUAGCAGAAAAUUCAUAAGAAUAUUUUGCGCUUGAAAUAAAUUACGCUACAAAAUCAAAAAUGUUCAGAAUUUCAAAAAAAUCAGCGACGAUAGUAGCCAAAAGUCAACAUUUUGUAUCACUUAGAUGUUGUCGAUUAUUUUCAACUGCGCAUUUAUCUCAACCGAUUCAGGCUCUGCAGGGUGACGAGAAGGAUUGGGAAACAGCCAAAUCGUAUCAGUCGAUUCCUGGACCGAGCGCUUUGAAAAUGAUGACACGAUUUUUGCCCGGAGGAAAAUACCACAAAAUCGAAUUGAUUGAGUUGCACCGGAAGUUGAAAGAAGAAUACGGCUCGAUUUCCAAACUCCCAGGAAUUUUUGGGAAUAAAGAAGUUGUAAUGAUUACAGACUCUACUGACUUUGAGACUGUUUUUCGAUCUGAAGGCAUAUGGCCUAAUCGUCGUGGAAUCAGCACAUUCAAUCACUAUCGAUUAAAAAUUCGUCCAGAUAUUUUCAAAGAUAUGGGCGGUUUAAUUAACGAACAAGGCAAACCUUGGGCUAAAAUGCGUUCGAUCGUAAGUCCGAUUAUGCUUAAACCGGCAACCGUGAACGCAUACAUACCGGUCGUUGAUGAAAUCGCCAUCGAAUUCUGUGAUCGCAUUAAAACAUUACGGGACUGUAAAAAUGAAUUACCCGCCAAUUUUCUGUAUGAAUUGAAUAAAUGGUCGCUAGAAUCGAUAGCAUUGAUUGCCUUAGAUCAACGUUUACACAUCCUUGAGGGCAAAGAAGAUGAUAAAAAUAGUAAGGCGUCUCAAUUGAUUCGGGCUGUUGAUGACUUUUUUACACUUUCCUUUGAGCUUGAGAUGCUUCCAUCACUUUGGCGCUACAUAGAAACACCCAAAUAUAAAAAACUUAUGAAUGUGUUUGAGAACAUGACCGUCGCAACGAUGCAUUAUGUGGAUCAAGCUUUGGAAAAGUUGGAUCAGAAUGCUUCAUCUAAUCAAGACCGUGAAAAGAGUGUUCUUGAGAAAUUGCUGAAGAUUGACAAGCAUGUUGCUGUUGUCAUGGCCUUAGAUAUGCUUCUUGCCGGAGUUGAUACGACAUCAUCAUCAACUGCUAAUCUCUUGUAUCAUUUGUCCAAAAAUCCUGAGAAACAAGAAAAACUACGCGAAGAGCUCCAGAAUUUGCACACGGACGCAAAGGGACGGUUAACACCAUCAAGUUUUCAAACGGCACCAUAUUUACGAGCCUGUUUGAAGGAAUCAAUGAGAUUAACACCAAUUACAGCGGGAAAUGUGCGGGCUGCCGGAAGAGAUCUUGUACUGAAAGGCUAUCAAAUACCAAAAGGAACUGAUGUCAUAAUGACGGGUAUGUUGCUGCAUUAUGAGGAGAAACACUUCAAAAAACCGACCGAAUUCAUGCCAGAACGAUGGCUCAAAGAAGGCACUCCAAAUGCUUGUCCAGAAGCGAAAGCAUCAGAUCCAUUCGUCUACCUACCUUUUGGAUUUGGACCACGCAGUUGCGUUGGCAAACGAUUCGCCCAAAUGGAAAUGAAUGUGCUGUUCACGCGAUUACUGAGAAAUUUUCGGAUUGAAUUUGACUAUGGACCGCUAAAACAUCGGUACAGUUUUGUUCUGUCUCCAACUAAUGACUUGAAAUUUAAACUCAUUGAAAUUUCUGCGAAAAUGUUGAAAAUUUCGAAGAAAUCUGUAGUGCAAAUACUUAUUAAUCAUGAAUUUCCUGCUUUUCAAUGCUGUCGACCUUUCUCCACAAAGUUGUCCCAGCAAGGGGAAAGUUUUCAACAUGUGUGGGAUAUAGCUAAGCCAUAUAAAUCCAUUCCUGGUCCGAACGUUCUAAAAUUGCUGCUUCGAAAUUUACCCGGUGGGAAAUAUUAUAAAACAGAGCUCGUCGAUUUGCAUCGAAAAUUCAAAGAGGAAUAUGGAGCAAUUACAAGAUUACCCGGACUUCUGGGCAAUAAGGAAAUUCUCUUGAUAACCGAUCCCGAUGAUUUUGAAACGGUUUUCCGAAAUGAAGGUAUAUGGCCAAAUCGUCGCGGUAUCGCCACAUUUGAACACUAUCGCCGAGAGUUGCGUCCUGAUAUUUUCAAGAAUUUAGGCGGUUUACUAAAUGAACAAGGUGAACCGUGGGGCAAAAUGCGUUCAAUGGUUAGUCCAAUUUUGUUGAAACCGGGCACAGUAAAUGCAUACAUUCCAGUCGUUGAUGAGAUUGCCAUCGAAUUCUGUGACCGUAUUAAAACGUUACGAGACGAAAAAAACGAAUUACCAGCAAAUUUCUUAUACGAACUUAAUAAAUGGGCUCUGGAAACGAUUGCAUCGAUUGCUGUGGACCAACGUCUACACAUUCUUGACGGUAAAAAAGACGAUCAAACUAGUCAUGCGAGCCGAUUGAUCAAAGCCGUUGACGAUUUUUUCACAUUAUCUUUCGAGCUUGAUGUGCUACCAUCACUUUGGCGCUAUAUGAAGACAGCUAAAUAUAAACAACUUAUGAAAGUGUUCGACGAUAUGACCGAUGCCACAUUAUACUAUAUCGACGAAGCUAUUGACAGGCUGGGAAAAACUCCGUCUGAUCCCAAUCGAGAGCCGAGUGUUCUCGAAAAGCUGCUAAAGAUUGACAAACAAGUUGCAAUGGUGAUGGCAUUGGAUAUGUUUUUUGCUGGUGUUGAUACUACAUCUGCAUCGACGGCAAACUUCUUGUAUCAACUGGCAAAGAAUCCCGAUAAACAGGAGAAAUUACGUGAAGAGCUUCAGAAUUUGCAAGUCGAUGGAAAUGGACGAUUAACGCCAAGCAGUUUCUUAACAGCACCAUAUUUGCGCGCCUGUUUGAAAGAGACAAUGAGAUUAGCACCAAUAGUAUCGGGGACAGCGCGUGCGGCGGGAAAAGAUUUAGUAAUCAAAGGCUAUCAAAUACCAAAGGGUACCGAUGUUGCGAUGGCGAGCAUGCUGUUACAUUACGAUGAUGAACAAUUUAAAGAUUCUAGUAAAUUCAUACCAGAGCGAUGGCUCAAAGAAGGCGCUCCGAAUGCUUGUCCAGAAGCGAAAGCAUCCAAUCCAUUCGUCUACCUACCAUUUGGAUUCGGGCCACGCAGUUGCGUUGGCAAACGAUUUGCUGAAAUGGAAAUAAAUGUGUUGCUCACGCGAUUGUUAAGAAAGUACCGAGUUGAAUUUGACUAUGGGCCGCUGAAAUAUCGAUAUAGCUUCGUGCUAUCACCGACCAGUGAUUUGAAAUUCAAAAUCACUGAAGUCUAGUGGCUGUGUGUUUGUGUGUGUGUGUGUGUGUGUGUGUGCGGGCGAGUGUGUUCUAAUCAAAUGUAUUGAUUAAUUGGUAUUAUAUUCAAAACUUUGAUGUAAUUUCGAUCACGAUAUUCAUGUUAAUAAUAAACAAAAUGUAAAUUUAAUUGGUUUUUGUUAUGCACAUACUAUGUACAGUACAUGUAACAAGUGAAAUUAAAAUAUUUUCAUGAAA
Sitodiplosis mosellana (orange wheat blossom midge) is the source of this 3541-nucleotide messenger RNA. RefSeq lists its product as uncharacterized. The transcript has 13 exons. NCBI's taxonomy places the organism in Eukaryota, Metazoa, Arthropoda, Insecta, Diptera, Cecidomyiidae. Gene Ontology annotation, molecular function: iron ion binding; monooxygenase activity; heme binding. The coding region runs from base 142 to 3324 and encodes 1060 amino acids. The record is from RefSeq and is a predicted model, not a curated record.